CCGAAUGCAUAUGGCGGAUCAGCUGUCACUUCCCGUGUGAAAAUGUAAACAAAGCCGUGUUUUUCAAAACAAUUUUCUCAUUGAUUUCCUGGGCAGUGUACUGAGUUUUUUGACCAUGGCAACUGACGAGAGGAACUUCCGAUCGGGCUACUUGGAAAAGGUGGGAUGUCGUGGUGUUGGCGACACGAAUAAACUGGAGAAUCUGCUGAAGGAAAAGUUGGUGGAUCAGGGGAAAUUGAAGCAGUUUUGCAUCAGAUUUGCAGUUCCUGUGAGGCACAGAAGUCUCCUCUGGUGUUCACUGCUAAACAUUCAUCCGAUGUACACAAAUAACCUUCAGUAUGUUAUGACCCAGAGAAAAGCUGUUUACAUGGAUCUCCUGCGAGCUCUCAAGAUGAUGAGACUCGUCGAUGAGGCAAAAAUGCCCAAAUCCCGCAUAUUCUAUGCCAUGUGGCUACUUGAGACUAAAAGACUGCAAUUGGGAUGCAAUAUUUCCACGGCAGAAGACAGUUUUAUAGCCAUUGCUGAGACUCUCCUUAAACUCUUUGAUAAUGAAGUAGAAAUCUACUGGAUGGCAAAGAAAUUCUACGAAAUAACCGAAGAUAUUGAAAAGGACUUACCCAAAUUGCUGGCUCUGACGAAUUCUCUGCUCGAGAAGAACAACCAGGAACUCUUCCGAUAUCUCGAAACCAAUAAUCUGCUUCAGAAACUUCCACUCAGCAAAUGGUAUGUUACUUGCUUUGCGGGGGUUCUCAAUGAAACAGCCCUGGCAAGGGUUUGGGACAAGAUAAUUGGGGGCUCCUUCCAAAUCCUCGCCUUUGUCACAUACAAAACGCUUAGCAAGCUCGAAAAGACCAUUUUCAAGUGUACGGACAUUGAUUCCCUGCUCAAGUGCAUUGAUACUCAGGCCAAGAACAGUCAGGAGAUGUCCGAUGUCAUUGUCUCCAAAUCCAUCGAAAUGUGGCAGUCCUCUGAAUUCUUUUAUAAAUCUUUUUGAAUAAAAAAUAUUUCUGCACU
Molecule: messenger RNA, 1014 nt
Organism: Phlebotomus papatasi
Lineage: Eukaryota; Metazoa; Arthropoda; Insecta; Diptera; Psychodidae
Gene: TBC1d7
Product: TBC1 domain family member 7
Exons: 3
Coding region: 116-994 (292 amino acids)
Biological process (GO): negative regulation of TOR signaling; activation of GTPase activity
Molecular function (GO): GTPase activator activity
Source: RefSeq, a predicted model, not a curated record